AUGGCUCCCUCUCCUAAUAAGAAUAUGCAUUUCUCGCCAUUGAAGGAAAGCGUUUCUCUUCAGCGAUCAUUAUCAGAAACUCCAAGUAUGCAAAUUAGACAGAGACGGAAGCUAAUAUCUCCAUCCUCGGUUACUUCAUUGAACUCCUUGAAAUAUAAUUCCCCAUCACCUACAUCUUUUGGAAAUAACGUGAAGGAAACAAACAAAGUCCUACUGGGUUAUGACCCAAUUUCCAAAAAGCAAAUACUAAACAAUUAUGAAAUUAUAAAGGAUUUAGGGACUGGACAACACGGGAAAGUGAAGCUUGCUAAAGAUACCAGAACAGGAGAAUUAGUUGCCAUUAAGAUCGUUAACCGAUAUGAAAAACGUCGGCAUAGUCUAACACCUAAUGCGCAAUCUUCAUUAGACAGAAUUAAGAAAGAGAUUGCAAUCAUGAAAAAAUGUAACCAUGAACAUAUUGUCAAGCUUAUAGAAAUAUUAGAUGAUUUAAAGUCAAGAAAAAUUUAUUUAGUUUUAGAGUAUUGCAAAAAGGGAGAGAUUAAAUGGUGUCCUCGAGAACAAUUGGAAAUCGAUUCAGCAGGGCCACCCCAAAUGUCGUUUCAAAGAGCAAGAGAAAUCUUGAGAGACGUUAUCUUAGGAUUGGAAUGUUUACAUCAUCAAGGUAUAAUUCAUCGUGAUAUUAAACCUGCCAAUUUGUUAAUCGAUCAUGAUGAUGUGGUGAAGAUUUCUGAUUUCGGUGUAUCAUUAGCAGCUACAGGUUCAAUCGAUAAUAAUGAUGAUGAAUUAGAGCUAACUAAAACUGUUGGAACACCAGUCUUUUUUUCACCUGAAAUAUGUUUAGGAACUGAGGCAAUCGAGAAAUUUAAUUUGGAGAGAAGUUCCUUCUCUAAUGUUUCAUGCAUUUCUUUCAAAAUUGAUAUAUGGGCUUUAGGUAUAACACUGUAUUGUCUACUAUUCGGAAAACUUCCAUUUGUGUCAGAAUUCGAGUUAAAAUUAUUUGACAAAAUUGUGAACGAUCCUGUAACUUUUCCUGAUUUUGAGGUACUACAAAAUAAUAAUAUUUCAAAUAUUGCAUCAUUUGAAGAGUAUGAAUUAGCUAAAGAUUUGUUAGAAAGAUUAUUAGAUAAAAACCCAACCAGUAGGAUUUCCAUCCAAGAUAUUAAAAAACAUCCAUUUGUUUGUUUUGAUUUUGACCACAUAACGAAUAAAGUAGGAGAAAUAAUACAGUAUAAGCAACAAGAAAAGAGUAUUUUCCAAAUGAGUCAAAAUGAUAAAAGCGAUCAAAUAUCUAUCUCUAGCAAAGAAAUUAGGAAUGCGAUAUCGGCUUUAAAAAGAGAUUCUAAGGGUUCAAUCCUAGAAGAUGAUAAGCCCUUAGAUGGGUCGUCUAUAAACAGUCCAACUAUCUCAAUCAACACUUCCAAUAACUCUUUAUAUUCACCAAAAUAUCUGAAUAAUUCGAAAAAUUCUAGUGACAAUAUAUAUAAUUUAGAGUUCAACAAUGUAGCAAAAGAGUCUGUGAUCGUCCCAUACCCAAUAGUCGAAGAGGCUCCUUCUAAAACCGCCCUCCAAGAAGAAUUAGAACAAUUUGACCAACAGUUUGAGAAAAAGACCAUAGUUGAUUUACCAGUAGAUUCGUCAUUUGCGUCGCUGGAUAGUUUUUAUGCCGAAACACAUGCAUCAAGUAAAUCAGACUUUAAUAAGCAUAUAUCUAAUAUUAGUCAACGUAAUGCUUCCCGUCUAAGGUUCACUCAGUCACCUUCAUUUGCAAUGAACCCAUUCCGGUCACCAUUUGAGCGGUCUGAAAGUAGGUUCGGUAGCACAUCUUUCUCUCAGAGAAAUACAAACGUCAGAAGCGUUGAUCCGCAACGAAAUCAAUCGGAUACAUAUAGCUCCAACGGGAAGAGUUUAGCGACUUCACCAAUAGGGGUCUCCCCAAAGUUUGGAUCAAAUGAGAAUGCAGACAAAAGUAAAGAGAUAUUUCCAAACUCUAAUACAAAUCCUAGAUAUGAUAGUGAAAAUAGUGGUAAUGAAAACAACAUCUUCAACGGUUUUGUUGCGCUAGAUGAACGAAGUGUUGGGCAAUCUUCGACAAGGACAAGCUCCUCUUAUUCGACAUAUUCACCCGGUUAUGAAAUACAUCCACCAUAUGAACAAUUUGGUAUAGAUUCCGAUAAUGUUAGUGUACUAUCAUUAGGUGACCUCAAUCGUAAAUUUUCUCCAAAUAAGUUUUCUACGAAUGCAAAGUCUUCAUCUGAGUCAGAAAAUAGCGAAGAUGACAGUGAAGAGUUAGUUCUACGAGUAGGAAAUUCCCGUCAUUCCAGGAGACAAAAUUUGGCUCCAUCUAAUUCGAUAUCGACAAAACCCUUUGGGGCUUCCUCCAUAUUAAUUCACGGCAGUUCAGAUAACAAGAAGGAGAAACUAACUAUCCUAGACUCAGAAUCAAGUGACCACUUUAAACUUACAGUAAAAAAAAUCCUUUAA
Naumovozyma dairenensis CBS 421 is the source of this 2481-nucleotide messenger RNA. RefSeq names its product serine/threonine protein kinase TOS3 (gene TOS3). Bases 1 to 2481 code for a protein of 826 amino acids. Lineage: Eukaryota; Fungi; Ascomycota; Saccharomycetes; Saccharomycetales; Saccharomycetaceae. Gene Ontology annotation, molecular function: ATP binding; protein serine/threonine kinase activity. The record is from RefSeq and is a predicted model, not a curated record. Gene Ontology annotation, biological process: protein phosphorylation; intracellular signal transduction. Gene Ontology annotation, cellular component: cytoplasm. The transcript has a single exon.